Messenger RNA from Anisakis simplex (herring worm), 477 nucleotides. Lineage: Eukaryota; Metazoa; Nematoda; Chromadorea; Rhabditida; Anisakidae. The record is from the annotation of a GenBank genome assembly.
CGAAUCAAUGCGUCGUUGAUGCCAGUUCGUCCUUGGCUUGUACCAUCGGACAGCUGCAUGUCAGCUUGUUUCGAACUGCAGUCGUUCGGUGAUACCACACUUGAGCCUUAUUCUAGUCUCAUAAAUCUUCUUUAUGUGUAUCCAAUCUCUCUAAAAUAUGAUUCACAAAAAACGUUCAACAAAGCCAGGAAUAUUGCAUGUUCCGUCAAAUUCAUCUCGGCUGCCACUAGAGGAUGUGAAGGCGAUAAGGCAAUCUACGAUCGUUUCGCGUCGCCAACACCAUUCGUCAAUUCAGCACGCUGCGCAAUUCAACAUCACGAACAAAAUCCGACGUUUUCUGAUGAAAUCAAAAUCCAGUUACCUGUUUCACUCGACUUCACCGAUCAUCUGCUGUUCACAUUCACACACAUCUCAGUUGCCGGUGCUACUGCUUCUAAAACACCAAACGAAGUAUGUCUGUUCAUCUAUUUUCAGUGA